This is a messenger RNA of Maudiozyma saulgeensis, 1524 nucleotides long. NCBI's taxonomy places the organism in Eukaryota, Fungi, Ascomycota, Saccharomycetes, Saccharomycetales, Saccharomycetaceae. The record is from the annotation of a GenBank genome assembly.
AUGUCUUCCCAAAUCAAGUUCCAACCGGAACUAGACGUUUUGAAACAAUUAGUUAUUGAAAAUAAUGAUGAAGAUAUUAAUAUGUAUCCAGUCUAUGCAUUCUUACCAUCUUUAGAAUUGACUCCACAUGUAGCUUAUUUAAAAUUAACAAAUUUAAAUGAUAAAAAUCGUACAGAAUCUUUUCUAUUAGAAGGUGCAAAGACUAAUAAUGAAUUAGAUCGUUAUUCCUUUAUUGGUUUAUCUCCAAGAAAAAUUAUUAAAACUGGACCAACUGAAUCAUUAGAACAAGAUCCUGUAACUUUAUUACAAGAAGAAUUGAAAAAGACAAAAUUAGCUGAAAAUGUUCCAGGUUUACCAAAAUUAAGUGGUGGUGCAAUUGGUUAUAUUUCUUAUGAUUGUGUUCGUUAUUUUGAACCAAAGACAAAAAGACCAUUAAAGGAUGUCUUAAAGGUUCCUGAAGCUUAUUUAAUGCUUUGUGAUACUAUUAUUGCAUUUGAUUAUGUAUUUCAAAGAUUUCAAAUUAUUCAUAAUAUUAAUACUAAAGAGACGACUCUUGAAGAAGGUUAUAUUCAUGCUCAAAAGAUUAUUUCUGAAAUUUACAAUAAACUAACUGAUAAUUCUAAACCAAUCGAAUAUCCUGAACAACCAUCAAUUAAAUUAGGACAAACUUUUACAUCAAAUAUUGGUCAAGAAGGUUAUGAAGGUCAUGUUCGUACUUUAAAGUCUCAUAUUAAAAAGGGUGAUAUUAUUCAAGCUGUACCAUCUCAAAGAGUAGCAAGACCAACUUCAUUACAUCCUUUCAAUAUUUAUCGUCAUUUAAGGACAGUAAAUCCAUCUCCAUAUUUAUUCUAUAUUGAUUGUUUGGAUUUUCAAAUUAUUGGUGCUUCACCUGAAUUAUUAUGUAGUGCAGAUAAUAAAAAUAAAAUUAUUACACAUCCAAUUGCAGGUACUAUAAAACGUGGUAAGACUGCAGAAGAAGAUGAUGAAUUAGCAUCCGAAUUAUAUGGUUCUUUAAAAGAUCGUGCUGAACAUAUUAUGUUGGUCGAUUUAGCAAGAAAUGAUAUUAAUAGAGUUUGUGAUCCAUUAUCUACUAAAGUUGAUAAAUUAUUAACUGUUCAAAAAUUCUCUCAUGUACAACAUUUAGUAUCACAGGUUAGUGGUACAUUGAGACCAGAGAUGACAUGUUUUGAUGCUUUUAGAUCCAUUUUCCCAGCUGGUACUGUUAGUGGUGCACCAAAGGUGAAAGCUAUGGAAUUGAUUGCAGAAUUAGAAGGUGAAAGACGUGGUGUCUACGCAGGUGCCGUAGGUAACUGGUCUUAUGAUCAAAAGACAAUGAAUACAUGUAUUGCGCUAAGAACAAUGGUUUAUAGAGAUGGUGUUGCUUAUCUACAAGCUGGUGGUGGUAUCGUUUUUGAUUCCGAUGAAUAUGAUGAAUACGUUGAAACUAUGAACAAAAUGUUAGCUAAUCAUAGUACAAUUGUUCAAGCUGAAGAAAUCUGGGCCUCUAAAGUAGGUACCGCAUAA